Dermochelys coriacea (leatherback sea turtle) is the source of this 1213-nucleotide messenger RNA. RefSeq names its product dynein light chain Tctex-type family member 5 (gene DYNLT5). The coding region runs from base 498 to 1025 and encodes 175 amino acids. Gene Ontology annotation, cellular component: cytoplasm; cytoplasmic dynein complex. Lineage: Eukaryota; Metazoa; Chordata; Testudines; Dermochelyidae. Gene Ontology annotation, molecular function: dynein intermediate chain binding. The transcript is spliced from 4 exons. Gene Ontology annotation, biological process: microtubule-based movement. The record is from RefSeq and is a predicted model, not a curated record.
AUUUGUUAGUCUCUAAGGUGCCACAAGUCCUCCUUUUCUUUUUGCGAAUACAGACUAACACGGCUGCUACUCUGAAACUUUGUACUCACGGAUGCCCCAGUUCAGUUGUUUCUGAAAGGGUACAUGGAACAACGAAUUUAGGCCAAGGAUUAUUAGUUCACUGGAGUAUUGUAGGUUUCAGAGUAGCAGCCCUGUUAGUCUGUAUUUGUAGUAUUGUAAAAUCUCUUUUGGACCAAUCAGUUUUCGAUAGCGCACAUACUUCCAUAUACUUGAUUUGCUAAAAUAUGUAUACUGUUACUACAGCCCCCUGUAUGUUUCAGGAUCUCUGGCCUACUGCCAGGUUUCAGAGUAGCAGCCGGGUUAGUCUGUAUCCGCAAAAAGAAAAGCAGGACUUGUGGCACCUCAGAGACUAACAGAUUUAUUUGAGCAUAAGCUUUCGUGAGCUGCAGCUCGCUUCAUCGGAUGCAUCGCUGUAUAAAUUCUCAGAUUUAAUAGACAUGUCGGACAUAGCUAAGGAUAAGGCAGCGCGCCUGUUAAAGAAAAGAGGCAGUGUAUCCUCUUUAAGCAGCCAUGAAGUCAGAGCAAAAGAAAUCCUUGGAAAAAACAAAGACUCCAUGAGUACAGUAUCUUAUAUGGAUGAACCUGGCCAUGAUAUUCCUCGUCUUGCCAGUCAGUUGGAGAACACUUAUCAGCUGGGUCCUGCAAAACGUUUUCCCGUGGUCACAGUAAAUAAUAUUUUGAAGGAUGUGCUGACUAAUUAUCUUCAAGAAGAAAAAUAUGAAGCAGAUCUAUGCAGACAAAUGACAAAGACCAUCUCUGAGGUUAUUAAGGCUCGGGUAAAAGACCUUAUGAUACCAAGGUACAAAAUUAUUGUGAUUGUACAUAUUGGACAACUAAAUGAACAGAGCAUGCAAAUUGGAAGCAGAUGCGUUUGGGAUCCUGCAAGUGAUACGUUUUCAUCGUAUGCUUUCAAAAAUACCUCACUAUUUGCUCUUGCAAAUGUCUAUGCUGUUUAUUUUGAAUAAUGAAAAGUUCUAGUUUUAGUGGAAGAAGAAUAUCUAACUUGUGUUUAUAUUGUAGAAAAACUGUUAGAAGACAGGUUUCAGUGGUAGCCGUGUUAGUCUAUAUCAGCAAAAAAAAGAGUCCUUGUGGCACCUUAGAGACUAACAAAUUGUUUGGGGCAGAAGCUUUCGUGGGCUAGAUCCCACUUCAU